AUGAACCGACUCCGGAACUUGAGGCGUCCGGAGCCGCUCCGGGGCCCCCCGCAGUGGGUCCCCACUCUGGGCGAGCUGCAGAAGACCCUCCAGCAUGGGGAGCACUUGCCCCUCCGCCCGCUGCCCAUGUUCGAGAGUAACUUCGUCCAGGUGACCAAUCGAGGGGCCCCGGUGUACGUGCACCACAGGACCAACCGAGUGACCAUGGGCGUGGCCGCCUCCCUGCCAGGCCUGGUGCUGCCGGACAUGCUGCUGCUGGCGCAGCCCCCCGAGGACAGGGAGUGCUCCAACCUCGUCCUUACCAGGAUGAUACCGCUGGACCUGGCCCACCUCUACGUCCACGACCUGUCCGCCUGGCGCUUGAAGCUGCGCCUGGUCACGGGCCGCUACUACUACUUGGAGCUGGACGCCCCCGACAGCGAGGUCGGCUUCCUGUUCGACCGCUGGAUGCGCCUGAUCAACCAGCUCCAGCAGCCGGCCACUUCCUGGGCCCCCAGGACCCUGCACACGCCCCCCACGGGCCUCUCUCACCUAGGGCCUCCUGCCUCCACCUGGCGCCUCCAGGUCCCGUCCCACCACAGACGUUCAGUCACAACUGUCGAGCCCACCUUUCCUUACAAGAUUCUGACAGCUCAAAAACAGAAGGUCAAGACCCUCAAGCGCAAAUUCAAGUCUCAGGCCGUGGGCGACUCUCUGCCUCUCGUGUGGUCCCAGCUGGAGCACACGGAUGCCACGAAGAAAUCCACGGAAAAGAAGCCCCAACCCGACCUCCCCUCUGGCAGACCGAAGACUGAAAUCCAAGUUUCUGAGAAGCCCAGCAUCACCAUUCGGACCAUCUUCAGCAUCAUUUCCAACACACCAGACCACAUGGAGUCUUCUCCCAAGGCAGUUGGUUGCUCUGACUCUGAGGGUGGCACGUGCCUGGCAGGCUUAUUGGAGACCCCUUUACACUGCAUCUCGGAGGACAGCCCUGAAAUGCCCCUGCUGGGCGCCUGUGACGGCCUGGAUAUGUGCGCGUGGCAGCAGGAUGUGCACAACCUGAUGGACCCUGAGACCAGCACCAUGUCCACCUGCUCCAUCCGCCCAGCCUCCUACACUCCCGACUUCCCCAGUUUCAACGAGAAGGCCAGGCCUCUGCCGCGCACCUGGAAGCCUCCAGCUGUGCCCGCUGCCCUUCGUAAGGCUCCCUUCAUCCUUGACCAGUCCAAGAGGGUCUCGGCUGUGUCGGCUCCACUGCAGAUGUCCACUGCGCCCAGCCCCUCCCAGAAGGCCACAGCUUAUCCUCGUGCUCCCCAAAAAGGCCCAUUUCAGAACCCCCCUCAUGCACCAACCAUUCCCCAAAAGGCCACAGCCGUGCCUGGCCCAUCUCAGAAGCCCCGUCAUGCACCAGCCAUCCCCCAGAAGGCCCCAGCCAUGGCUGUGCCAUCUCAGAGGGCCCCAGGAACACUUGGUGUUUCCCCAAAGGCUGUUUCCCACCCUGCUCCCAACAGAAAAUCUGUGUUCCUACCUGCCCCAUCCCUGAAGGAUCUGACCUCAUCCACCCAACACCGCAUGACACUGGGCCCUGACAGUGUCAGCGUGGUGCCCGCCAGAAGCCACACAGGGGACGUGCUUGAGAAGAGGAAGCCUGAAGAGAAGACAGAGCCAGUGAAGUUGAUGGGCACCAAGGAGAAGAACGUGGUAGAGACGAGAACUCAGAAAACGACCAUGGAGGUGCCUUUUACCACCACCGAGAAGACGUCGGAGGAAGUCCUGAUCCGCAGGGCCCAGGAGAUCGCCGUGGAUGGCUUGAAGGGCAAGGGCAAGCUGGAGGACAGGGUCCACACAAUGAAGGAGGAGAUCGCUCAGGACAUGCCAGGCUUCAAAUCCAAGGAGGUGGGGCAGCAGAAGAAGUGGGUCAAGUCCAAGAAACUGGCCAUCCAACAAGCCCCCCAGGAGCAGACCAGGCCCUUCUCUGUGGAAGGGCUCACCCUUGCCAAGCUGAUGAUCAUUGCCGGCUCCAAGGACCCCACCUUGAGGUCGGCUCUGGUCGACCUGCCCUCCUGGUUCUCAACUUCACAGGGGCAUGACUUGUCCACGAUGGGCAGGGUACCCCUCAGCCCCACCCAUUUGUCCAUGCUGGAGGAGACGCUGGUGGGGGUCAGGGAGCAGCCACAGUUGGGGGUCAGGGUGGAGGAGAUGCCCCAGGACUCAAAGGGACCUCCCAACGUGUCCUGUCACCCCAGGCGUGUGGCCAGCAGCCCCAAGAUGAAUGUUGCCUCUCAGACUCCCAUCCCUCUGCCCGCCACGAGGUGGGAGGACAUACCCGAGUCACCCACCUCGCUGACCCCCAUCUCAAAGAUGGAGGCCAGGGUCUCCCAGCAGCCCAGGAGGGUGUCUCAAGAACCUGAGAGGGGGCCAGACCAGGGCCCUGUGGCUACAGUGGGGUCGAACUUGGAGAUCCUCCUGCCCACCCUCUUGGAAAUCCAGAGUAUGAAGGACGAGGCCUUCAAGGUGGAGAAGAUAAAGGAGGAACUGGGUGCCUUCGCUCCUUCGCCCAGGUAUUUGGCGAAGGAGCAGCAGCGGAGGCUGUGGGCGGAGCAGGUGUCAGGGAGAAGACUGGGAAUUCUGUCCUGGACAUCUUGCCUCUGA
Messenger RNA from Rangifer tarandus platyrhynchus (Svalbard reindeer), 2631 nucleotides. NCBI's taxonomy places the organism in Eukaryota, Metazoa, Chordata, Mammalia, Artiodactyla, Cervidae. The record is from the annotation of a GenBank genome assembly.